Achroia grisella is the source of this 1479-nucleotide messenger RNA. RefSeq lists its product as uncharacterized. The transcript has a single exon. The record is from RefSeq and is a predicted model, not a curated record. Lineage: Eukaryota; Metazoa; Arthropoda; Insecta; Lepidoptera; Pyralidae. Bases 16 to 1398 code for a protein of 460 amino acids.
CGUUACCGUGUCAUUAUGGAAACUUCAUCGUAUUUAUUUAUGAGUAAAAGAAAAAGAUUAAAGAUUUCGUCCAGAAAAAUGGAAAAACGUUCAAGUUCUGAAAGUAAUAUAUCCUUAGACAGUCUAGAAGCAGAUUUUAAAAAGACAGCUAUUAAACAAGAUGGACUAGCAAUCGAAAAUGUUGACACAAUAUUAGUACCAUUUUAUGAUAAAGAUGUGCUUAUUAAAAUACCAAAAGGACAGUCAAGGAAACAAAAACAAGAAAGUGGUAAUCUGGUGAAGAAAGAAACACAUUAUAUAAAUAGUUAUCUUGUUAAUAAGGAACGAGAUAAUAAAAGAAUUCGACAUGUAUCAUAUUUGGAAAUGUUUCGAAAACAAUUUUCAGCAAAAGAUACCGAAAAGAGAAACAAUAUGCAAGAAAUACGUUCUAUUUCGCCGGAAUUUGGAGAUACAGAAAGAGAAAGCAUUAGUGAAGUAAUUGAUAAUCCUGCUACUGAAUUUUACAAUACGGAAUGCUACAACGAAAUAUUCUAUGAUAGACUUAUUAACCCAGAACUUAUAAAUUACUUAGAUAACUCUUUUGAAGAAGACUUGCGUUUUACUGAGAAAUUGAAUAACAAAUCACCUGAAGACGUGGGCGAAGAUAACUUUAAAAGUGUUUCUGAAGUUUUCCAGCCUCGGCGUCGUUUGAGGAGAGCUACAGUUGAACCCGUACCGAAUCUGAAACUUGGCGGACUUGGGCCUGACAUUGAAAAAAUUAAGCCCAGAUUAGAAAGAGCUCGAAGUCUACAGAGGUAUUCAGAAAAAGUUAGAAUGGAAAAUAGAUUAAAAAUAUAUAAAAAGUCAGUGCAGGAUGAUAUUGACAGGAAAGCUGAGAAAGAUUUUUCUAUCCAACAUCAACGCAUAAAAAUAUCUAAGGAAGACGAGAAUACAUCAUAUUUAGUAAAUAAAUCGUCAACAAAUAAAACAUCUCGGGUGUCAAAAAUAUAUUAUUCUAAAUCAAAAUCAGCUGGAGCAGAUAAAAUACGGGAUAGAUCUAAAGACAAACUAUUACAAACGAAUGAAAAAUCAAAACUUAGUAAUAAAAGCCAUAACAAUGAAAAACAAAACCCAGAUUGCCCAGAAACACGCUUAAAAAAUUCAUUAAGAACAGGAAAAACUAACGCUAAAAUAACAAAUGUAAAUGACACUAACUAUAGAGUUAAAUCUACUGAUAAAAGCAAGGGCAUUAAUGUAGAUAUUCGAACGUUAAAUUCACAACCUCCAGUACACAUUAGUUUCUUGUUAAACAUUGGAGGAAUACGUCCAUCUAGCGCAUUGCAGCAGUUAGAAGAGAAACAUAAGAUGUAUCAAGAACAAAUAAAAGCUUUCACAAUGGAAAAUAACAAUAAUAAUUAGAUUUUUAUUAAUUUAUUCUAGGUCUUAAAAUAUAAAUUCUUUUGUUAAAUAUGUCAUGUUAAUUUCAAUAAAGUGCGUCGA